This is a messenger RNA of Prunus armeniaca (apricot), 1194 nucleotides long. The record is from the annotation of a GenBank genome assembly. Lineage: Eukaryota; Viridiplantae; Streptophyta; Magnoliopsida; Rosales; Rosaceae.
AUGCUUGCAGGAGCGGUGUGUAUACUUAAUCAAUCAAGGCAACACCGUCGUCGUCGUGCCCCGAAUGUGGACAGACGUAGGGAGUCUUGGGGUAAGAAUAUCUUGGAGGAUUACUUUAUCCCAAAUUCGUUAUAUCCUGUUUCUAAGUUUCGAGAGAGAUAUAGAAUGCAGCCACAUUUGUUCCAAAAAAUCAUGCAUGAUAUUUGUAAUUACGACACAUGCUUCAUUCAAAAGCAUGAUGCUGUUGGAGUUUUGGGUCUUAUCUUGGAGCAAAAACUUACAGCUGCUUUACGGAUGCUUGCUUAUGGGGCAUCUGCAGAGCGGGUGGAUGAGAUUGCAAGGAUGGGAAAGUCUACUAUCCUAGAGUGCUUGGUGAGAUUCUAUGAUGCAGUAGAAAAUUUGUACACGAGGGAGUACCUUCACAAACCCACGCCGAGAGACCUCCAAAGGCUUCUACAAAAAGGCGAGGCUCGAGGUUUCCCAAGAGUGAUUGGAAGCAUCGAUUGCAUGCACUGGCACUGGAAGAAUUGUCCUACUGCUUGGCAAGGAGAGUACGGGAAUCGGAAGGGCCAAAAAAGUAUAAUUUUGGAGAAUGACCUCAAUGUCCUUGGUCAAUCCCCGGUGUUCGACGAGGUAUUGCGAGGUCAUUCCCCCCAGGUCACGUACCAAAUCAAUAAUACCGUAUACUUUGGUGCGUACUACCUUGCUGAUAGAAUUUAUCCUAAGUGGACGACAUUCGUGAAAACAAUUUCGAAUCCCCAAUCCGAGAAAGAAAGAAGCUUUGCUUCCUUUCAAGAAGGUUACAGGAAAUACGUGGAAAGGUGUUUCGGUAUCUUGCAAGCUUGUUGGGCAAUUAUUAGGGGUGCUGCUCGGAUGAUAGAUGAGGAGGUGUUGCGGAGUAUUAUGAUGACUUGCAUCAUCCUCCACAACAUGAUUGUGGAGGAUGAGUAUGACUACGAUGCUCCAAAGGUGUUUGAAUCCGAUCCCAUGAACACGGCAUUGAAAAGAAUAUAUGAAAGGCUAAUGAGACCAAAUGGACUACCAAUGGAGCACAAACCGUUACUUUGGGAUGGUAGAUUCAACAACCCCAUGAUUGAUCGUUAUCAAGAAAUGCAAUCUUCAUAUGUUCACGAGAGACGUCAAGUUGACUUGAUCGAGCACUUGUGGGAGAUCAAAAGCAAUCACAAUGGAUGA